AUGAACAACUCUUUUAGCACAGAAUCCCCUAUGGUUAUUCUAAAGAAAAGCAUAUUUAGUAUAGUUUAUAAAUAUAUAAUUUUUGUUAAUAAAAAUGUCAGUUAUACAAACACAACUAAAAUUGAGAUGUGUAUUCAAAAACGAAGCACACAUGCAGGCACACGCUCAUGCACGCAGUCACAGCACCUUCUGAGAAGCUUCCUCAAACGCAGCCUCUAUCCUGGGACACCCCCCAUGAAGGUCCACGGAGUAGCCCAUGGGCAGCACCACCUUCCGGCAAUACUGCCUGGAACUGAGCACACGGAGGUGCAGAGCAGGCUCAAGAACAGGUCAGAGUUUGCUUAG
Molecule: messenger RNA, 345 nt
Organism: Pipistrellus nathusii (Nathusius's pipistrelle)
Lineage: Eukaryota; Metazoa; Chordata; Mammalia; Chiroptera; Vespertilionidae
Source: the annotation of a GenBank genome assembly